AUGGUGACAAGACAUAGAGUAACUGUGUUGUACAAUGCACCCGAGGAUAUUGGUAGUCAUAUGAGUCAAAAUGAUACUCAUCUAACUGUUAAGGGUGGUGUUGGCGUGGUUUUACAGCAAAGGUGGCUUUUAGAAGGUACCAGAAGCAUAGAUAAAUCCUUUAAGAGAAUCACCUGGAGGCCCAGGAAAGAUUUGACUAGAGAUUUGAGCGUUAUUGAGAAUGAACUAAGUACCGGAUUUUCGGUUUACUCGAAUUCGACAGAGGUACCAGAAAAAUUCAUUUCUAACCCAGUUUACCAUUCGUUCCAUAGUGAAAAGUUUGAUAUAGAGCAGCAUUUACCUCCAGAGUUAAAUUUAGAUUUGGUUUGGAACCCGGAAGACUUUACAUAUGAUAUAACAGUGGAACCUUCACAAAUUCAAAUUGUCGAGUAUCGCCCGUUGAAACAAGGUGAAAAAUUCACAAUCGGCAAAGUGGAUGAUGAAAAACUUGAAAUGGGUGUGUUUUUUGUGGAUUACAGUGAUGAAAAUGAUGUUGAUAUUGGCGGAGUACGUUGUAAUUGGAGGAUGGAAGAUGGUGAGCUAGAAAAAUGUCAAAAAACUUCUUUGUUGUACAAACAAGGCCAUAUUGCCUAUAACCACUCAACAGCAACGACACCACUUUACCUCAAGCAACCAAUUGGUUUGCAUCCAACAGUGGUAAUUGAUCUCACAGAUUAUGAAGAACGCCCACAAUGUAUGUACCUAAUGCACUUGCAAUUACCACUGGAACUAUUUGUCGAUAAAUUUCAAUCCUCACCCUUACUAAUUUUUGGUGAAGACGACUUAGAAUUACCAGAAUAUUCUCUUCGAGAUAAUGCAUGGGGAUCAGAGAGUAUUUUUGAAUUAAAAGCGGGUACUGUAAACGAAGUGACCUUGCAUUCCAGAUAUAUCGAACCCUCUGGUAAAGAAGGGGAUGAAUUCAAAGUUGCAUUUGAUCCAGAAGUUAUAUUAGCUUGUGAUACAGGUGACGACAGAGUUUCCCGUAAUCCAUUUUAUAAAAAAGGCCUAGGAUAUGAAUCCCUCUUCACCGAUGAUACUUCAUUUCGUCAUUUGAACACGACAACUCUACUUGUGCCCAUUCCAAGACCUAAUACAAAUGAUUAUUCUAAGGUCAAAAACGCAACGCUACUGUGCUUGCUCAUUUCUAUCAUAUACAUUUUCUCUAAGGUAAUCGGUAGAAAUAAUAAGAAAAAGUUGCCAGUAAAACUAGAAUAG
This is a messenger RNA of Saccharomyces mikatae IFO 1815, 1254 nucleotides long. RefSeq names its product Pbn1p (gene PBN1). Gene Ontology annotation, cellular component: glycosylphosphatidylinositol-mannosyltransferase I complex; endoplasmic reticulum membrane. Gene Ontology annotation, molecular function: mannosyltransferase activity. Gene Ontology annotation, biological process: protein processing; GPI anchor biosynthetic process. The coding region runs from base 1 to 1254 and encodes 417 amino acids. NCBI's taxonomy places the organism in Eukaryota, Fungi, Ascomycota, Saccharomycetes, Saccharomycetales, Saccharomycetaceae. The record is from RefSeq and is a predicted model, not a curated record. The transcript has a single exon.